CCAGUGUGAGGAGCAGUGUGUGUGUGUGUGUGUGUGUGUGUGUGUGUGUGUGUGUGUGUUACAAAAUGUGCUUUUCAAAGGGCUGAGAGGUGGAUGGGAAUGUUUGCUUAGCUCCUCUGAGAAGAGAAAAGGUGCUUGGACCUCCGUUUGUUUCUUCUUUAGAAUAAUUUGGAUGGAAUUUGUGAUGCAGAAAAGCUUAAAGAAAAAGGGAUAGUCAUUCUGUGUGGUGGAGAAUUUUUGCAAAAACUAAUUCCUUUCUUCAAACAAGGGUGCCAUUUUGAUAUUUAUGGGGAUUGUUGUUCUCACUAUGAAGGCAUCUGUUAUUGAAAUGUUCCUUGUUUUGCUGGUGACUGGAAUACAUUCCAAUAAAGAAAUGACAAAGAAGAUUAAAAGGCCCAAGUUCACUGUGCCUCAGAUCAACUGUGAUGUCAAAGCUGGAAAGAUAAUCAAUCCUGAGUUCAUUGUGAAAUGUCCAGCAGGAUGCCAAGACCCCAAGUACCACGUUUAUGGCACUGGAAUCUACGCGUCUUACUCCAGUGUGUGUGGUGCCGCGGUACACAGUGGUGUGCUCGAUAAUUCAGGAGGAAAAAUACUUGUUCAGAAAGUGGCAGGACAGUCCGGUUACAAAGGGAGUUUCUCCAAUGGUGUUCAGUCCUUAUCCCUACCAAGAUGGAGAGAAUCCUUCAUCGUCUCAGAAAGUAAACCCCAAAAGGGUGUGACCUACCCAUCAACUCUGACGUAUUCAUCAUCCAAAAGCCCAGAUGCCAAAGCAGGCGAGACCACAAAAGCCUAUCAAAGGCCAUCUGCUCCAGGGACAACUGCACAGCCAGUCACCCUGAUGCAGAUUCUGGCUAUGCCAGCAGCUGAGGUCACCCACGCCACCUUGCCAAAGCCAUUCCCAUUUGCAACCUCUGCCACCAGCAGCCCCAGACCUCAGCCUGUGGGCCACGGGAGCUGGGAGAUGGGUACCCCAAAACAGGACUCUCCAGGAGCUGCCUUCCAGGAUCCCAUGGGAGCAGAUGUCAGCCUCGGAUUUAUUCCAAAAGAAGAAUUAAGCACACAGUCUUCGGAGCCGGUAUCCCAGGGAGAUCCAAACUGCAAAGUAGACUUGUCAUUUUUAAUUGAUGGAAGCUCCGGCAUUGGCAAACGUCGAUUCCAAAUCCAGAAGCAAUUCCUGGCUGACAUCGCCCAGGCCCUUGACAUUGGCCCUGCUGGUCCUCUGAUGGGUGUGGUUCAGUAUGGUGACAACCCUGCUACCCAGUUUAACCUCAAAACUCACAUGAAUUCUCGAGACCUGAAGACAGCUAUUGAGAAAAUUACCCAGAGAGGAGGGCUUUCUAAUGUAGGCCGGGCCAUCUCCUUUGUGACCAAGACCUUCUUUUCCAAAGCCAAUGGAAACAGAGGUGGUGCUCCCAAUGUGGCCGUAGUGAUGGUGGAUGGUUGGCCCACAGACAAAGUGGAGGAGGCUUCAAGGCUUGCAAGAGAAUCUGGAAUCAACAUUUUCUUCAUCACUGUGGAAGCUGCUGCGGAAAAUGAGAAGCAGUAUGUGAUGGAGCCCAACUUUGCCAACAAGGCUGUGUGCAGAACCAAUGGCUUCUACUCGUUCAACGUGCAGAGCUGGUUGGGCCUCUCCAAGACCAUGCAGCCCCUGGUGAAGCGGGUCUGUGACACCGACCGCCUGGCCUGCAGCAAGACCUGCUUAAACUCAGCCGACAUCGGCUUCGUCAUUGACGGCUCCAGCAGCGUGGGGACAGGCAACUUCCGCACGGUCCUGCAGUUUGUGGCCAACAUCAGCAAAGAGUUUGAGAUUUCAGACACAGACACACGCAUCGGGGCCGUGCAGUACACCUACGAGCAGCGGCUGGAGUUUGGGUUUGACAAGUACAGCACCAAGCCCGACAUCCUCAACGCCAUCAAGAGGGUGGGGUACUGGAGUGGUGGCACCAGCACCGGCGCUGCCAUCCACUAUGCCCUGGAGCAGCUCUUCAAGAAGUCCAAGCCCAACAAGAGGAAGCUGAUGAUCCUCAUCACCGACGGCAGGUCCUACGACGACGUGCGGAUACCAGCCAUGGCCGCCCAUCAGAAGGGAGUGAUCACCUAUGCAAUAGGGGUUGCAUGGGCUGCACAGGACGAGCUGGAGGUCAUUGCCACUCACCCUGCCAGAGACCACUCCUUCUUUGUGGAUGAGUUUGACAACCUGUACAAAUCCGUCCCCAGGAUCAUCCAGAACAUUUGUACAGAGUUCAAUGCCCAGCCGCGGAACUGAAUUCAGAGCAGCAAAGCAUAGCAAAUGCUGCCCUACUGACUGGCUCUUUGGACGGUGCUUUCUGGGGCACCCACAGGGUGGGCGAGUCUUAGGGAGGGCUUGGGCAAACAAGAUGCAUUUCUGUUCUUUGCCAUUGCAGUUCUCAUAUGUCAAAACUUGGCACUGGAAAUAUGAUCAUCGACUUACAGAUUGAAUCAAAAAAAUAUGUCAUUUUUAGGGUGCUGAGGAUUUACAUUUUGACAGUUGUUUUCAAAAUCCAUGCUCAGAAGAGAGUGCAGCACUUAUUGACAGGCUUAAAUGGAGCUUUUGUGAGCAUUUUUUUAUUUUUAUUUCUCAUAGAACUCUGUAACCCUCAACAAGUUUCAUUUUGUCAUGACAGUGUAGGAGUUGCUUAAUUAAAUGUUUAAAAGGAUCA
This is a messenger RNA of Ictidomys tridecemlineatus (thirteen-lined ground squirrel), 2681 nucleotides long. It is a transcript of the gene Vit, whose product is annotated as vitrin. Gene Ontology annotation, biological process: extracellular matrix organization; positive regulation of cell-substrate adhesion. Gene Ontology annotation, cellular component: interstitial matrix. Lineage: Eukaryota; Metazoa; Chordata; Mammalia; Rodentia; Sciuridae. The record is from RefSeq and is a predicted model, not a curated record.